AUGUCAUCGAAUGAAGGCUCCGUUCUUGGGACAGAAGAUUUCCAGGAUACAUCUAUACAGGAGUUCACAGUCGCUACUAAUGGUGACCACUCGAGGAGCGACGACUCCGUCGGCGAACCGUAUCAGAAUCGGAUCUUCAGAAUGAGGCAGCGAAGACGUAAGGUUCUAGCAGCCAUUUACUUCGAUAUUAACCAUGUUUCUAUUCUACGAAGGUUCUUCAGAGCACGACGAGGAGCCGGUGCAGCUCACCAUGGGAUAGUCAGAUAUAUAUCAGAGUGUACCCAUGCAGCCUCCUUCAUUGACCGUGUUGUUGGACAAAUGGCUUAUGCUCAUGGCUUGGAACCCUUCGAUCUAGACUGUGAAAUCGAAACUCAAGUACGUCGGUCUAAAGAGCGGCGUUCUGUUGCACUCGUGACGCAACUUGGAUGGAAAUUAGUUGCGAUAUGCGCACACUCGGAGGCUUUUCGACGGGCUUGCGAGGAGAUGGACAGAACGCAAUGGAUUAUGCUCCUUGGAGAAAUAUCGCAGAAUGGCCGAAGUCUCGAAAUCUUUGCUAGAUCGAGGAGUCUCGAGUGGCGUGGACCGCUCCUGCAUCACCGCACUCGCUCUAUAUACGAAACGCUCACUCGCGCUGACAUCGAUCUUACUGCCAUUGGGCAUCCUCAUCAUCUUGUCAGGAUGACAGAUGGUCGUGUAGCUUGCCCCACCUAUGAGGAUAAGCUCCAAGAGCACAUCGACCGAUAUAUAUUCCGCUCUAGUGAUUGGCCACUUGGUAAAAGAGAUCCUACCACUCGCGUCCCAGCGGAUGGCGAAUGCGAUCUCUGUUGCUCAAGGAGCAUAUGCGAUUGUACCGUUCCUUCUCUCGCGGGCGACCUAGUGGAAAUAGUCCAAUACGGCGAGAAGGGUAUCGGCGUUCGCGCAUUAGCAAACUUCAAGAGGGAUGAUAUCCUCGGUUUAUACCUCGGUGAGCUUCGACCCAGGGAUUACAAGCACGACCCCAUCUACUCUCUGCUCCAGCAACCAAAGGUGAAUUGUCCGGGUCGAGAAGUAAUUAUAUCUUCAAAACAGUACGGCAAUUGGACUCGGUUUAUCAACCACUCAUGCGAUCCAUCCACAAUGUUUCGCAGGAGAACGAUUGGUGACCGUAUUUGUACGACGGUGGAGGCAAUACGAGACAUCUCCAUUUUCGAAGAGAUCACUGUAGACUAUGGGGAAGGCUACUUUGCUGCCAAUAAUACUUUGUGUCUCUGCAAAACGGCAGCAUGUCGUUAUAAUAGCCGAACGGGACCUAAUGACCAGUCACUUACCGGACCACAUAUAUACAGUCCCUAA
Messenger RNA from Paecilomyces variotii, 1332 nucleotides. RefSeq lists its product as hypothetical. Gene Ontology annotation, cellular component: nucleus; chromatin. Gene Ontology annotation, biological process: regulation of DNA-templated transcription. Lineage: Eukaryota; Fungi; Ascomycota; Eurotiomycetes; Eurotiales; Thermoascaceae. The transcript has a single exon. The coding region runs from base 1 to 1332 and encodes 443 amino acids. The record is from RefSeq and is a predicted model, not a curated record. Gene Ontology annotation, molecular function: histone H3K36 methyltransferase activity; protein binding.